AUGUCCUUAGCUAAAACAAGAUUGCAAGAAGAGAGGAAACUCUGGAGAAAAGAUCAUCCUUUUGGAUUUUUUGCUAAACCAGAGAAAUCAGCCGAUGGAUCUUUGGAUUUGACCAAUUGGAGGGCAGGAAUACCCGGUAGAAAAGAUACUAUAUGGGAAGAAGGAAUUUAUCCUAUAACCAUAAAUUUCCCUAAUGAUUAUCCAUCUAAACCACCAAAAGUCAAAUUCCCGGAGAAUUUCUAUCAUCCUAAUGUUUAUCCCAGUGGAACAGUUUGUUUAUCAAUUUUAAAUGAAGAACAAGAUUGGAGACCUGCUAUUACGAUAAAAGAUAUUGUUUUAGGAGUUCAAGAAUUAUUAAGUGACCCAAAUCCUGAUUCUCCAGCACAAGAACCUGCUUGGAAAGCUUUUGCUAAAGACAAAGAAUUAUAUACGAGAAAAGUUAAAGAACAAGCCAAAAGAUAUCAAAAUUAUAACGCUUAA
Molecule: messenger RNA, 480 nt
Organism: Yamadazyma jaroonii
Lineage: Eukaryota; Fungi; Ascomycota; Pichiomycetes; Serinales; Debaryomycetaceae
Source: the annotation of a GenBank genome assembly